AUGAAUACAUUCAAUAUUCAUUAUUAUAUCGUUUUCAUUAUUCUCAGUAUUACAGUUCAAAUACAAUCUCAAAUAUGCGAAAAAACUGCUCAGUAUGGCCAGUGUUCGACAAACAAUGCUUGUGGCUGUUUUCAUAUAUUAGGUGCUGAUGACGGUGCUGGUAUUUGUGGCUUUCUUUGGCCCAUAUGCUCUCGUCUUGUACCAUGCAAUUCAUCAGACAACUCAUGUCUUCAGUCUAACACGAUCUGCGUUCAACAUCCGCAAUGUGAUGAUCGUCCUCUUUGCUAUCCAGUUACAAUGAUGAAAGAAAACAUAUGUCCACCAAUGAUAAUUAAUAUCAAUUCGAAAUGGAAACAAAAUGCAAUAACUAUUGCUGGAGGAAAUGGACAGGGAAGUGAAUUAAAUCAAUUAAAUCAGCCUUAUGGUAUGUAUGUUGAUAAUGAUGAUCAAUGUAUUUACAUUGCUGAUGGUGGCAAUCAUCGUAUUGUUAGAUGGGAAUUUGAUGCAGCCAAUGGUCAAAUAGUUGCGGGUGGAAACGGAAUGGGAAGUGCAAUAAAUCAAUUGAAUUAUCCAAUGGAUGCAAUUCUUGAUAGAGAGAAAAAACAUCUCAUCAUUUGUGAUUAUGGCAACAUGCGAGUCGUGCGAUGGUCUCGCCAAAAUAGUCAGGAUCAACAAAUAUUAAUACCUUUUAUUGGUUGCUGGGGUUUAGCAAUGGAUAAUAAUGGAGAUCUUUAUAUUUCUGACAUGGAAAGACAUCAAGUCAGACGUUGGCAAGAAGGAGAUAGAGAAGGUACAAUUGUAGCAGGUGGGAAUGGACAAGGAAAUCAGUUUAAUCAACUCAGUAAUCCUACCUAUAUUUUUGUCGAUGAAUAUUAUUCAAUUUAUGUAGCGGAUACUAGAAAUAAUCGUGUGAUGAAAUGGAUGAAAAAUGCAGCUGAAGGCAUUCGUAUUGCUCCAACGCAAGUUCCUGAAGAAAAUCCUGGUUCAAUGGUUGGUCCCACUGGUGUGAUUGUUGAUCAUAUGGGUAAUAUUUAUGUGUCGAAUAUGGGAAGUCAUCAAAUAACCCGAUGGUCGCCAGAUGAAAUGGAAGGUGCGCCUGUCGUUGGUAAGAAAGAAGAUGGAAGUGGAUCCACGCAACUCAGCUAUUCAUAUGAUUUAUCAUUUGAUCGAUAUGGUAAUCUUUAUGUUGUCGAUACAGAAAACAAUAGAAUACAAAAAUUUAUUAUUAAUCUUGACUGA
Adineta steineri is the source of this 1239-nucleotide messenger RNA. NCBI's taxonomy places the organism in Eukaryota, Metazoa, Rotifera, Eurotatoria, Adinetida, Adinetidae. The record is from the annotation of a GenBank genome assembly.